GCGGAGUGCUCCGGCGCCGAGGGCGAGCAGUCAGUUACGGUUGAAAGGUCACGUUCGUUUACCAGCGGCCGUCGCCAUGACCGACCUGGGACUCAGCGCCUCCGGCAGCAACGUCGUGCAGGCGUCCUCGUUCGACGCGCGCUACCCACCCAAGUGCAUCGUUGACGG
Messenger RNA from Pollicipes pollicipes, 168 nucleotides. Its product is annotated as intraflagellar transport protein 25 homolog. Gene Ontology annotation, biological process: intraciliary transport. Gene Ontology annotation, cellular component: intraciliary transport particle B; cilium. NCBI's taxonomy places the organism in Eukaryota, Metazoa, Arthropoda, Thecostraca, Pollicipedomorpha, Pollicipedidae. The record is from RefSeq and is a predicted model, not a curated record.